GGAGCCCUCCAGAUGGCGAGCCCACAGCGAGCACUCGGAGCAGGAUGACCCGGAGCUCAGGGACUGGCGCUGGCUGCAGCAGCCGACUCAAGCGCCUGCUCCGAGGAGCGCGUCGGAAGAGGAAAUGGCUGCAGAUGCGACAAACCAAGCUCUAAAAAGCAAAAAGAAGAAGAGGAGGAGGAAAGCCAAAGGUGCAGCGUCGUCGGCCACAAAGUCUGUACAGAGCACAGCCCUUUCCGAGCCGGCCCCGCCUUCGGCGUCCAAAAAGGAUCGCCCAAAGCGCAAGAGGAGAAAAUCACAUGUGGAAAAGGAGGAGACCACUCCGCCCAAAGGCAAGCGGAUGGCUUCUCCCGAGGGAACGACGCCAAAGCGCGACAGGUCCGACUUUUCUGUUCAACAAGAACUCGGCCAAGAGACAUCCGGCGAGGUGAGGGGCGCCGAAGACAUCAUGUCUGUGAGCUCCGGAAGUGACAACACGGACUAUGGUGUGAUUGAUUGCCGAUUCAUCUCGGAGAACGAUGCAGCCCUUGGACUGCGUCGCCGGAUCCAGCGCCACAAGACGCGGGCACUGGAGGAGGCGAAGAAGGACGAGAAGAAAGCAAGAAAAAAGGCAAAAAAGGCAGCAAAGCGCGCCCUGAAAGCCAAGC
Molecule: messenger RNA, 647 nt
Organism: Symbiodinium necroappetens
Lineage: Eukaryota; Dinophyceae; Suessiales; Symbiodiniaceae
Source: the annotation of a GenBank genome assembly